Messenger RNA from Punica granatum (pomegranate), 3711 nucleotides. The record is from RefSeq and is a predicted model, not a curated record. Lineage: Eukaryota; Viridiplantae; Streptophyta; Magnoliopsida; Myrtales; Lythraceae.
UAGUUUUCUUUUUUCUGUAUUUAUUGAUGGGAGGCAUCUGACUGCAAAAAAUUGUUCUGGGUUCGUCCUGCAUUCGGAUAUUAAAAAAUCUCAGAUCUCUGGAUUUUCUGAAACCUAUCAGUUUGCAUUUCUCGUGGAAGAACGCACACUUCGUCAGCUGGACACAAUUCCAUGAACAUAUCGACUCCAUCGGUAUGACCUUAAUACCUCUGCCCCCGAGAUCUACCUGUCUGUAUUGAUAAUGUUGGAGAUGAUAACCGCGGGGCUGCCAUGAGAUCUUAUCUAUAAAUCGGUGGUCACUGGUCCGACAGUCCUCGAUCCAACGGCGCAGAGGAGCAAGAAAUUCGAGUUAACCGAAUUUGACAAAGGGAGGACUUCCCAACUGAGGCGAGAGGUUUCCCGCCAUUUUCGGUUGAGACAUUUGCUCUGCUUCUGCAAAAUCUUAGAAUAGGGAAGAAACUGUUGACCGUUUCCACCUCUGUCUCUCUGUCUCUCUGUGUCUGCCUGUCUGUUCCGUGCGUUGGAGAAGGGCCGAAUGACUCAGAAUGCUUGCCUCGUUGUCUCCUACUUUUCUUCGUCUCCGUCUUCUCUUCCAUUCUCGGCCAUCUCGGGAGGCCUCUUCCCCACGCCAGAUCCAACGAGAGGGGCCCAGUGGACCGAGCUACGGAGAUUGGCUAGUUCCUGAUAACAAGAGGAGGGGCAUAUUUUCCGAGUAUCACGUAUCUUCUGUUCCGGAAGCCGUGAAAGCUCAUAAUAAGGGCCAGGUUGCAACUCUCGUUCGUUCUCCUGUAGUUUCUCCGACAAGAAUUUUUUGUUUAUAAUCUUUAUGUGCUUGAGGAGGAAUUCAAUGAGCCACGAGGGCAAAGCAAAUCCUCCGGACAACAAGACGGUCCCGUGCAAUGGCAAUGGGACGGCAGCCACCGGAAAGCUGGUUUUCUUACAUGGAGAGCUUGACAUGUACAUAGUGGAGGCGAAGUCGCUGCCAAACAUGGACUUGGCCUCGGAGCGGAUGAGGCAGUGCUGCACCAUGUUUGGCCCUUGCUCCUCCCCCUUCAACAAGCGGUUUCUCGGCCGGUCAGGCAAGCAUUCAAUCAUCACCAGUGAUCCUUAUGUCUCGGUCUGCCUCGCAGGGGCCACUGUCGCUCGUACACGGGUCAUCAACAAUUGUGAGAACCCGCUCUGGGAUGAGCAUUUCUGCGUCCCGGUCGCCCAUCCAGUGGUGAAGGUCGAGUUUCACGUGAAGGACAAUGAUGUAUUUGGGGCUGAGCUCAUUGGGGUCGUGGAGAUUCCCGUCACUAAGUUGCUCUCGGGAAAUGUAAUCAAUGAUUGGUUCCCGAUCAUCAGCCACUACGGGAGCCCCCUCAAGCCGUACCCGGAAUUGCACAUCUCUGUCCAGUUUAAGCCAGUCGGAGAGAACCGUUUGUACCUGGACGGGAUUGGGGCGGGGCCUGACUGCAAAGGCGUGCCUAAUACGUAUUUCCCGCUCCGCAAAGGCGGGAACGUGACACUCUAUCAGGAUGCUCAUGUGCCUGAUGGAAUGCUUCCUGAGAUCCCCCUCGAUGACGGGAAGGUCUUCCAGCAGGGCAAGUGCUGGGAAGAUAUAUGCCACGCGAUUUUGGAGGCUCACCACUUAAUCUACGUGAUCGGUUGGUCGGUAUAUCAUCCUGUGAAGCUCGUGAGGGAACCGACAAGGCCUCUGCCUAGUGGAGGAGAGCUCGCUCUUGGAGAGCUGCUGAAGUAUAAAUCACAGGAAGGAGUCCGAGUGGUCAUGUUGAUAUGGGACGAUAAAACCUCUCACGACAAGUUUCUUAUCAAAACGGAAGGUGUGAUGCAAACCCACGAUGAAGAAACCAAGAAAUUUUUCCGGCACUCGAGUGUCCACUGUGCUCUCUCUCCACGGUACGCGAGUAACAAGCUUAGUAUAUUCAAGCAACAGGUCGUGGGAACCCUUUACACACAUCAUCAGAAGUGCGUGCUUGUUGACACUCAAGCCUCUGGAAACAACCGGAAAAUAACAGCUUUUAUCGGCGGUUUGGACCUAUGCGAUGGGAGAUAUGACACGCCAGAGCACAGGCUCUUCCGUGAUCUCGAUACCAUCUUUAAGAACGAUUUUCACAAUCCUACAUUUACUACUACAAACAAUGUCCCAAGGCAACCAUGGCACGACUUGCACUGUAAGAUCGAGGGACCUGCUGCAUACGAUAUAUUGACAAACUUCGAACAAAGAUGGAGAAAAGCGACAAAAUGGCGUGACUUCAAACUCAAUCGUGUCACUCACUGGCAUGACGAUGCGCUGAUUAGGCUCGAACGAAUCUCGUGGAUAGUUUCUCCAUAUUCGAAUGAGGAAGCUGUUCACGUGAGAGACGAAAACGAUCCUGAGAAUUGGCAUGUACAGAUAUUUCGGUCCAUUGAUUCAGGAUCUGUGAAGGGAUUCCCGAAAAGCGUCCAAGAAGCCGAGACUCAGAAUCUCAUCUGCGGGAAGAACUUGAAAGUAGAUAAGAGUAUUCACACUGCUUAUGUUAAGGCAAUACGAUCAGCACAACACUUCAUAUACAUUGAGAAUCAGUACUUCCUCGGAUCUUCGUACUAUUGGCCAUCGUACAAGAAUGCAGGCGCAAAUAACUUAAUACCGAUGGAGUUGGCCUUGAAAAUCGCUAGCAAGAUCAGUGCAAAUGAGCGGUUCUCGGUCUAUGUAGUGAUGCCAAUGUGGCCCGAGGGCGUCCCAAACAGUGCACCUGUGCAGGAAAUUCUGUUUUGGCAGGGACAAACAAUGUCGAUGAUGUACCAAAUCAUCGCGCAGGCCCUCGAAAAAGCCGGGCUUUCGGGUCAAUACCAUCCCCAGGACUAUCUCAACUUCUUUUGCCUUGGAAAACGCGAGCCCCCGUUUUCUUCUGAAGGUCAUGCUCCAAUAAAUAGCUCAAGCGAGAACAACCCAGCGGUGCUGGCACAGAAGUUCCGAAGGUUCAUGAUUUACGUGCACGCCAAGGGAAUGAUAGUGGAUGAUGAGUAUGUGAUCAUAGGAUCGGCGAAUAUCAAUCAGAGAUCUUUAGAUGGUUCACGCGACACAGAAAUUGCAAUGGGAUCUUACCAACCGAAAUAUACAUGGGCAGAGAAGCAGAGACAUCCGCGAGGACAGGUAUACGGUUACAGGAUGUCUCUAUGGGCGGAGCACCUGGGCAUGCUCGAGGACGAGUUCCAGGAACCGCAGAGCCUCGAGUGCGUGAAACGCGUCAAUGAGAUUGCCAAGCAGAACUGGAUGGCUUACGUGAGCGAGGACAGCCAAGAGAUGAGAGGGCACCUGAUGCAGUACCCAGUCAAAGUGAGUCGGGAAGGGAAGGUCGGCCCUUUACCUGGUUUGGAGACGUUUCCUGACGUAGGCGGUAAAGUCCUCGGAGCCCCGACAACUCUCCCGGAUGCUCUAACCACAUAAGCAGUUACAAAUGAACGGAAGACCACAUACGCAGAAGCAGUUAUACUGGGUUCGUCUUAGCUAAAAUAUGCUAACAAAGCGUGAUUCAUUCCUGAUCAUCUGUCUCUCGAGUUCUUUUAGCUGAGAAACCGAGAAGACAAAAUCUGCUAAGCGAUGCGUAAGGUCGUCGGUAUGUAUAUGAAUGUGGCCCCGUCUUUGUACUCUAACAGCCCUAUCCAUUGCCUAGAGGACACUCAUGAGGUAAGUGUAAAAUAAAUGAUCACAGGAUACAUAUUAAUGAA